GUUAACAUCCGUUAAGACUGCUUGAUGUAUGCGUGUAUGACAAGUGUAAUGUAGGUAGAUAGAAUAUCAGAUAGGACACCUCAUAUACAUAUUGGCCACAUCAGAGGUCGGGCGGAGAUACGAGUGACGGAGAGGUUAGAGACCAACUCGCCACUUUUGUCGUAGUCCAGGCAGGGAAAUUGUGUCGGAGCUAUCACAACUUUGUGUCGAUCUUCUCCGGGAUAACACAUUGUGUCACCUACCUGUUUCGUCGUGGUGCGAUGUACUUUUAGCCAAUCAACCGCGCGCAUUGGAUUACCGGCAGAGGGCGCUUCAAAGAUGGCGGAACGUCAGAAGUUUGGAUACGAGCAAACCUUGCUGUACGGCAGAUACACCAGAGAGCUCGGGUCAUUCGCCAAGUUCACUGCGAAGAGGUUGAAGAAAGAAGCUAAGUUACAGAGAAACGAGGAGAAACCACCGUCCGGAAUAUGGGUUUACUUAAAACGAUGUUCAGCUGUAAAGGACUUUAUAUUCAGGAAGAUCGGCGAGGACUGGCUGUUCUUAGCCCUGCUGGGCGUUCUCAUGGCGUUCUUGAGUUUUUCCAUGGACUAUGUCAUAGAGAAGUGUCAGGAAGCCAAGUUCUGGCUAUACAAGGAGCUGGAGUUCUCCAUCGCGCUGCAGUACUUCGCCUGGAUCUCCUACUCUGUGCUGUUUAUUUUAUUUGCCACAGGCUUCACACAUCUCGUCUCACCACAAGCUGUGGGGUCUGGUAUUCCGGAGAUGAAGACAAUAUUGAGAGGAGUGGUACUUAAAGAAUACCUCACAUUUCGAACACUGAUUGCCAAAAUAGUAGGACUGUGUUCGUCACUUGGCAGCACCCUGCCGCUGGGGAAGGAGGGCCCCUUUGUACAUAUUGCCAGCAUUGUGGCCACGUUAUUGAGUAAAAUGAUUCUCUCAUUUAGAGGGAUAUUUGAGAAUGAGUCACGGCGGUCGGAGAUGUUGGCAGCUGCCUGUGCCGUGGGGGUGGCGGGCACGUUCGCUGCUCCCAUCGGAGGUGUGCUAUUUAGUAUUGAAGUAACUGCCACAUACUUCGCCGUGAGGAACUACUGGAGAGGAUUUUUCUCUGCCGUUUGUGGCGCCCUGGUAUUCCGACUGCUGGCGCUGUGGUUCAAGGAUGAAGAAACAAUUACUGCCGUAUUCAGGACUAGUUUGCGUACUGAGUUUCCGUUUGAUGCGUUGGAGUUGAUUGCUUUUGCUGCUAUAGGAGUCGCCUGUGGAUUUGGAGGGGCAUUGUUCAUUUUAAUGCACAGGAAGAUAAUCUUAUUGAUGAGAAGACAUAAGAGAAUAUCCUUGUUUUUACAGAAAAAUCGAUUUAUCUACCCCGGGCUGGUGGCUCUGGUGAUCUCAUCUCUCACAUUCCCUCCAGGGCUGGGCCAGUUCUUCGCUGGACAUCUGACCAAUCGUCAAGCCAUCAAUGAGUUGUUCAGCAACAUCACGUGGACAACGGGACAGGCAGAGGACCUGGACGACGAAGCCAUCCUGCAGCACUGGCACCACCCACAGACCAACAUCUACGUCACGCUGGUGCUCUUCAUCAUCAUGACAUUCCAGAUGGGUGUGUUCUCAAACACUCUCCCCAUUCCCGCCGGAAUAUUUGUGCCUGUCUUCACUGUAGGUGCUGCGUUCGGUCGUCUGGUGGGAGAGAGCAUGGCGGCCUGGUUCCCGGGUGGCAUCAAGUCGGGAGAUGUCCUAAGGAAGAUAGUACCAGGAGGUUAUGCUGUUGUAGGUGCUGCGUCGCUGUCGGGCAGCGUGACCCGGACAAUCUCUACAGCUGUGAUUGUGUUUGAGCUGACGGGGCAGAUCAGCCAUGUUCUCCCUGCAGUGCUGUCCGUGCUAAUCGCCAAUGCCGUGGCCAACCUGUUUGAGCCGUCCUUCUACGACAGCAUCAUCCGGCUGAAGAGACUGCCCUACCUUCCUGACAUCGUGUCCAGCAAGUCAAGCACCUGGAACGUGUUUGUGGAGGACUUCAUGGUGAAGGACAUCGGCUACAUCGCCUUCGACUCCACUUACGGGGAUCUUCAUCGUCUUAUGUCAACCACAUUCUUUAGGUGCUACCCCCUCGUAGACUCACCAGACUCCAUGGUGCUCCUCGGCUCCAUACAGCGCUACGAGCUUGAGCGGAUGCUGCUGGUGCACCUCAGCUACGACCAGACAUUCACGACCGAUGUCCUGGACGACCUGGAGUCAGGCCGCUCAUCCCCAUCGAUGGCCUCCCUGGCCGUCAUGCCCGACGCGGACCUCCCACCCCGACCUCGAUUUGUGGUCACUAAAGUGGAUGACCUUCCACCAGUGCCUCCAUCCAAUGGGAACGACAUCCAGCUGAAUAUGCUGAAAGUGCCUUCCAAUGAUUCCCUCAACGUGAACAGCUCCGAAAACUACAACACCUACCAAGGCCCGCUCCGCUCCAUUCUCAAGAAGUCAUCCUCCUCUCAAGACCUGCCGCGGAGAGCCAGCACUGGCGACCUCAAAGGUGAUGUGAAUAAGUUUUACAGAAAACUUGCCAAUCAGAGAAAAGAAAGUAUUGUUGAAGACAGACCAUUUACAAUACAGAAAGGCAGCCUCCACAGUCUCUGUAAGAAGGUCAAGCUGCCACCAGAGCCAAUGAAGGUGAAAAACCUGCCGCAAGAAGAGCAAGAGGCAUGGGAACAGUCACAAUUACUCCAAGGCAUACAGUGGGAGGGCGUACAAAUAGACCCCGCCCCCUUCCAGCUGGUGGAGAGGACCUCACUGCACAAGGUGCACUCCCUGUUUUCUCUGCUGGGCCUGAACCAUGCCUACGUGACCAACACCGGCAAGCUGGUGGGCGUGGUUGGACUCAAACAGCUACGAGUCGCGGUCCAAGGCCACCUGGAUGCACAAGCUGCAAACAAAGAUUUAGAACAGAGUGAUGAAGAGUUAGACGACCCUGCGGAGUUGGAGGUGGAACACCCGGGCCCAGAAGAGCCCUACACACUUGUCACUAAUGAGCGGGACAGUAUCGAGAAGACAGUGUAGAGAGAGGGACAGUAUCGAGAAGACAGUGUAGAGAGUUGGACAGUAUCGAGGGGACAGUAUCGAGAAGACAGUGUAGAGAGUGGGACAGUAUCGAGAAGACAGUGUAAAGAGCUUGUUGGGAUACCUACACACUAAGAUAGGGAGAGUAUUGAGAAGACAGUGUUGAGAGUCUGUUGGGUGGAUACAGCUUGGCCAGAUUCUUUCUACAAUGCCCGACUUGUCAUUCUCAACCCACUGGCCACAGUGAUAAAGACUACCAGAUUCUUGAUGUUGUGUAUGUUACGUCGGUGACUAAGUCUGGUUUUUGUAGAAAAUCAAAUAAUGUGAUUUAAGUUCAUGACCAGUGUAUCGUGCUGAGACGUGGAUGGUUAAGGUCUAUCAAGUCACUGGUGUUGGGGGCAACUUGUCUGACCAGGAAGAUUUAUGCAAUGUCUCAACAGUGAUGCACAUGAUUCAAACCUAGAAGUUGACAAUAUUGAUUCAGUGUUAAGCCACAAGAAGCUGAAAAUUUGCAGCUUUGCUCAAACCCCACUGGAGGUGUGAGAACAAUGGAGUGUUGCAUUGUUAUGUCUCAGAUUAGGCUCACCUUAUAGGCUCAAGUAUGAAGGUCUACAGAAUAUAUCCAACAGAUCUACCGGUAUGUGUAAUGUGUCCACUAUACCGAGUCACUGCACACAAAGCAAUGGGAGGAAUCCUGAAGGUCUACAGAAUAUAUCCAACAGAUCUAUGUGUAAUGUGUCCACGAUACCGAGUCACUGCACACAAAGCAAUGGGAGGAAUCCUGAAGGUCUACAGAAUAUAUCCAACAGAUCUAUGUGUAAUGUGUCCACCAUACCGAGUCACUGCACACAAAGCAAUGGGAGGAAUCCUGAAGGUCUACAGAAUAUAUCCAACAGAUCUAUGUGUAAUGUGUCCACCAUACCGAGUCACUGCACACAAAGCAAUGGGAGGAAUCCUGAAGGUCUACAGAAUAUAUCCAACAGAUCUAUGUGUAAUGUGUCCACGAUACCGAGUCACUGCACACAAAGCACACAAGACAGAGCUGUGUGAAGAAAUGGAGGUCUGUUAAAAGUCAGGCCUCCGUAUUGCUUUAUUUACUUCGGUUAUGGUGGAAAUGUAAUUAUCCUAAUAUUGCAAAGCAUGCAUAUAUUUUUGUAAGUUAUUUUGAGAGUGAGUGUUAAUGCCUCUUUGAAAUUACCUCCCAUAUGUUAUCAAUAUACUUUCGAGGUUUUGUUUUUUUGAUUUUGCAAAUACCACAAUUUGACUUGAUGGGAGGCUUUGGUCUUUUUUGAAAGCUGUGUGCAUGGUGUAGUUUUUAUUGGGACUGUUUGUUUGUGACGGAUGGCAAUCUCAUUGCAAUCAUAUCUUUCGCUCCAGUUUUGUACCUCUCUCUCCAUCAAGAUCUGACUACCUUUCCUUGGUCACAACAGUGGAACUUGACUGCCCCAUCAAAAUGAAGACUGCAUACGUUUUUGAGCCACACACACCAGACAUUUCAACCUGUCAGGACCUUCAAGCUUGGAUUUGUCCGAUCUUGGCAGAGAGAGGUGUCAAGUCCCAGUAGUAGAUCUGUUUAGUGAGAUGGUGAUUUGGUGAUGAAGAAAUAAUUUUGUAAUGCUGAAAAUGAUGAUUUUAGUAGAAAACAUAUCACCUUUAGCCAGAACCGUGCCACAUGGAUUGUUUAGCUGAAGGGACUGUUGAGUCGAGAGGAAGCCAGGAAUGCUGGAUUGUCAUGGUGACGUCACAUAGGCCUCGUUAUCACUUGGUCCUGUCAACAUUGUCAGUCUAAUGCAUUGAACAAACCUCUUUACCAUUGUUUCUUGUGUGUCGUAUUGUGUUGACACUGUUAUUUCACUGUGGCCUUGUGUAUUACAAUAACAAUCAAGGAACUUUCAUGAUCAAUUGUUCAAGAAUAUAUACCACUCAAGAGAAUUUUAAAGAACAACCGAUUCUUUUCAUAUGGCUGGCAGGUAUUCUUUCUGUACAAAUUGAUGGAAAGAUUAUAUAUACACAUAUGUAAAUACUGUUGAAAUAUUAAUGCAGAAUCUCCAUAUAUCAAGUAAUACAGUGUACAAAUUAUCAUGCAUCAGGAAGUAUGUUUAUUUGUACAUAUCAAUUCACACUGCAUGAAUUUGGCAGUCAAGUGGUGGCGAUAGCCCGUGAAGAGAUUUCAGGGGGGGGGGGGGGGUGGCGCUGAUUCAAAUCAAAUAUAAUGAGAAGUCACUGCUUUGAAAUUGUGGUUGAUGGGAGUCUAUAAUGUCUAACACUUGCUUGGUUAGCCAAUGUUUUUUGUGUUACCAUAAGAUACCCCCCUCCUCACAAAAAGGCAGGGCCACAAACAGACUACUUUUUCCUGAUUGGUUGAUAAUAGAAUGGGUAUUGCGUUAUUGCACUAAAUAAUGUCACUGCUUUCAAAUUGGUGCGAUCAGUCUGCACAUCGCUUUUUGUUUGUUACAUUUAUGCCCCCAAUCUUCCUAAGGCAAGAGAGUUAACUAACUUUAAAAGUCCAGUUUCCACCAUUGCCAAACUUGGCUGGAAUUACUGGGCUCGAUUGUACUGCCACCAGUGGCUAUUACCAGUUAUGUCCCCUUCUAAGCC
Messenger RNA from Haliotis rufescens (red abalone), 5631 nucleotides. Its product is annotated as chloride channel protein 2-like. Gene Ontology annotation, biological process: transmembrane transport; chloride transport. Gene Ontology annotation, molecular function: voltage-gated chloride channel activity. Gene Ontology annotation, cellular component: membrane. The record is from RefSeq and is a predicted model, not a curated record. The transcript has 26 exons. The coding region runs from base 319 to 3033 and encodes 904 amino acids. Lineage: Eukaryota; Metazoa; Mollusca; Gastropoda; Lepetellida; Haliotidae.